GUUUUUCCUUGCUCCGAUUUUUUCUCCAGUCUCUUUUGGUUCUAGUUCUCCUGGUUUCGACGCUUGCCUGUCCUGACUCCGAACCCACCUGCCUGACCACUCUGCCUGCUCUGUCUUCAAGCCUGCCUAUCCCCUUGUACUGUUUGGACUCGGAUUUGGUUACUGAACCCCUGCCUGGCCUGACCUCGAGACGGCCCUUCAUCUGGUACCUUUUUGGACUCUCACCCGGUUUAUGACUCUCGCUUGUCCCUGACCUACCUCUUGCCUACCCCUUGGAUUAAUACAUUUCGGGACUCAACCAUCUGCUUCCUGUGUCUGCAUUUGGGUCUCGCCUUGUGUCCUUAUAAGUGCAUUCAUCAUAAGAUGGCUAGUUUGAGGAGCGGAGACGACUGCAGAAGAGGAGGCCUCACAGCCAAGUUACCAUGAAGUCCGCCUGCCUGAUAAUUCUGGCAUCUCUAGUGGUCUGCAACCUGACGUUGGCUCGAGGACAGGGCAUCCCCGCUGAGGAGGAGACGGGGGACCGGCAGACUAUUGACGAUAUCAUCCUACAGAGAGCCGAGAGCCUCCUGCUCCGCUCCAUUCUCAAAAAUAUAGAGGAUGAGGAUGGCGCGAACGAAGGGUUGACCUCUCAGCCAGAGUGGCUGGUGAAGCGGCAGCAUCCCGGUAAGAGGUACCAGGAGGAGCUGGAAAAAAGGCAACACCCUGGGAAGCGAGAGGAGGACGAGGACGAAGACUAUGGCGAGGUUCAGAAAAGACAGCACCCGGGAAAACGCGAAGACGAAUUUGACUCUUUUGUGGAGCUCCAGAGAAGACAGCAUCCAGGCAAGCGCUUAAUAUUGGAGCAGAUUACAGAGAACCCCGCAUUUCUAAGUGAACUCUCCAAACGUCAGCACCCGGGCAAGCGCUACGUGAUGUACUACAGUAAGCGCCAGCAUCCCGGCAGGCGAGAGGUGGACGACGAGUCAGACGCAGGGGACCUCAAGGAGUUGGAGAAGCGCCAACACCCCGGCAAACGCUACUUGGAUAACACGAGCCCGGAUUUGGGCGCCAACAGUCCCUGUGACGUGCUGGACCCUGGCUGCAGUAAGGCCAACCUGUUGCUCCAGCUAUUAGACAACGUGAACAAGAGUCGUGCGGAGAAGAGACAGCACCCAGGCAAAAGGUCCGCACCUGUCGACAAUUUGACCGAACAGGAGUAACUAGCGGGGCUGAUGAAGCCCACGUGGGGAAGAAAUAAAGACUAAAGCGAGGGGAUUAGCUAUUGGCUCUGCAGUCUGUCUGUAUCCAGCUGAGGACGCAGUCUCGGAAUCUGCUCUUUUUCUGUCUGACCUUGAAUUGAAUAGGCUAAGUGUAAUUUUCAGAGUUAUAUAAAGCAAAUGUGUUAUAUACGACAAAUUGACCUGUAGUUUGUUUUAUGAUUUAGGCCUAAUGCGUUCGUGGUAAAAUAUAAGUGGAUAUACCCCAACAAAAUAAUUUAGUGGGUCUCUUGAUUACUUUUCUACUUGAAUAUUCUUGCAUGGUAUAACAACUGAUUAAUUGUUGUGCAUUUUCUGUUACUUUUGCCUUAAAGCCUAUUAUGACUCUACAACUCUAUACAAUAAAACGCAUUCGUACAGAUGACUGAG
Messenger RNA from Oncorhynchus kisutch (coho salmon), 1625 nucleotides. Its product is annotated as pro-thyrotropin-releasing hormone-A. NCBI's taxonomy places the organism in Eukaryota, Metazoa, Chordata, Actinopteri, Salmoniformes, Salmonidae. The record is from RefSeq and is a predicted model, not a curated record. The coding region runs from base 423 to 1199 and encodes 258 amino acids. Gene Ontology annotation, molecular function: thyrotropin-releasing hormone activity. Gene Ontology annotation, cellular component: secretory granule; extracellular region. Gene Ontology annotation, biological process: negative regulation of glutamate secretion; positive regulation of insulin secretion; positive regulation of gamma-aminobutyric acid secretion. The transcript is spliced from 5 exons.